Molecule: messenger RNA, 224 nt
Organism: Mucor mucedo
Lineage: Eukaryota; Fungi; Mucoromycota; Mucoromycetes; Mucorales; Mucoraceae
Exons: 3
Coding region: 10-177 (55 amino acids)
Source: RefSeq, a predicted model, not a curated record
UAUUUUGGAAUGCCCUGCCAAGUAAUUUGGAUGCUGGGCUCACUGGUAUUCUUUUUUUCACAUUUCUUUUGUAACUUGAGUACAAUUGAAGAUAGUCACCAAAAAUCUUUUCUAAACCUAACUUCAGUCUAUUUGAUAUCUGUAGUACUGGUCUUUGAUAUAUUUCUGAUUGCUUGAUAAAAUAAUUCAACGGUUGCAUAUUACAUUCAAUAUUUUGCUUCUGU